AUGGCCGAGAAUCGCGAUCGAUAUGGUAUGGGAGGCGAUCCAUCAAUUGCGCCGAGAGGAAAUGGAAAUGGUAGUGGGAAUGGUAAUGGAGGACGAGGAUAUAAUGGACGCGCGCCUCCAAAUUUAGGAUUUGGUAGAGGGGAGAGCUUGAUUCCGGGUCGCGGACGAAAUGAUGAGAGAUUUGAUUCUAGGCCCCCAAAUACGCCCAUGACACCUUACACACCUUAUACACCAGUAACUAUGGGAUAUGAUGGCGGGGAGAGCUCUAUUUCAGCCGGCACACCGAGACAAGAUCGGUAUUAUGGCGAGGAGAGUGCGCUCGGGGGGCGUCCAGCAGUAACACCGGGAACUGCAGGAUAUGAUGGUGGAGAAAGUUCCUUUAAUGUUGGCACACCACGGACCGAACGAUACGAUGGCCGGGAAAGUUAUAUCGAAGGGCGCACUCCCAGGACAGGAAGAUACGAGGCUGCUGAGAGCAUCAUGUCUAUUGACACGCCGCGAACUGAGCGAUUCGACCCUGGCAUAGAAAGUUCUAUCGCGCACCCGGACACGCCACGUACCGCUCAUUAUGAUACCACGGCAACCACCAUGUCGAUGGACCCAUCACGAACAGGACCAUAUGAUAAAGAUAAUACAAUCACGGUAGCAGAAUAUUAUGACCCGGAACGAGCGCGAGAACACGAACGACAAAUGAUGGAACGCGAGAAACUCGAAAGGGAACAAGGAAUGCGCCGACCUUCAGGAAUGGAAUACGGUCCGCCAUCUGCACAAUAUUUGAGUACAUCUGGAUCAUCUACCUCUUCAUACCUCGAUAUUUCUCGCAAUUUUCCCACAAUAGGGUUUGGUUUUAAGUCCUUCUUCUCGACCCCAUCCGAAAAGUCUGAUUCGAAGAGGAAGAAGGAGAAGAAGAAGAAAAGUAAGAAGUUGACGAAACAUAAUUCCUCAUCAAGUUCCUCUUUGAAUGAAGAUUUAGCUUUUGGAACGGGAUUUUUGAGAUACAGAAGAAAGAGGAGCGUGAGAGCCAGAGACGGAAGGGACAGACAAUGGGAAACUGUAGGAUAUAAGAGUAGCAAGGAAAAUUUGAAAGAUACUCGAUCUGCCAUUAGCGAGAGACCUACGAGCGCGAGACGACCAACUACCGAUGCUGAAAUUUUGGCUGUAGGUGCAGGACUAGCUAAACUUGCAAGAGACCAGAACAAAAAGGACCUCAAGAAUGCUAAGAAUGGGCGCGAUGUUCCCGAGACUGUCAUUUCCUCCAGUCGAGGAGAUGAUCGUGGCCUCCCACCUUCCAGAAUCAUUCCAUAUGAGACUGAUCCUAAUGAUGAUGAAAAUUGGGAAUCUGCCUCUGAUGGCGAAUCAGACUCAAGUGUUGAUUCUGGUUUGGCGUUUGGAAGUAGUGGCCAUGUAGGCAAGAGUCACGUCGGCUUUUUCGGACGUAAGAAAAUGCAUGAACCAAAGAGUCGAAAGAGUAGCGUGGUCGAUCCAAGACUUCUUGGGCCAGAAAAUUCCCUUAAUGGAUAUCUAUCAGAUAGGCCUGUUGGUUUUGAAGACGUACGCUGGGAGUCGGGUAGUGAUUUUGGUCAACAUACUUACACACCUUAUCAUCACGAAGAUAGGCAUGUGAGCGAUGUAUAUGUACAUGAAAAAGACAGGAUGGAUAGGACCCAAAGUGUUGCAAGUGACUCUCAGGCCUCUCUUCAACAAGUCUUUCCAGUUCCUACUAAUGAUCAUUUCCGAUUUGAGGCAGCACGAGUUUCUUCAUCGGAAUACAAGGCUCCUAGGCCAGCACCAGUUGUCAUUCAGCAACCUCAACCCAUCACUCCAGUUUCUCAGAGCGUUUACCAUGAACCUAAUUAUGUUCGCUCCGAAUCUGGAGGCAUUUUGAAGAGCUCUUCCGGUAGAUCUAAAUCUUUGGCUGGCGUGGCGUUGGCUGGAGUGGCCGCUGUAGGAGCUGUGAUUGCGUCCAAUCGUCGAGACGAGAAUGAGUACACUCGUGAUGAUGACAAAAGGGAUCACCGGAGCUAUAGUGAAAGCGCUGUCAGUCGACGAGAUAAAGAUCCGAAAGAAAAACGUGACGAUAAUGAUCAAUACUCUGUUGCUGACCGUAGCAUUACCAAACCUCGAGAGGAAGACAGGAGAGACGGCCGUAGAGCUAUCGAGAGUAUGGUCAGUCAACGGGAUGAUGACCGAAAAGAACAACGUCGCGAUGAGGAUCAAUACUCAAUCGCUGAUAGCAGUAUUUCCAAACCUCGAGAUGAUGAUCGGAAAGAGCAACAUCGUGAUUAUGACCAAUCUUCUAUUGCUGAUAGUAACCUCACAUGGGAUCAGAAGAGAGAGAAACGUCGCGAGGAGCGAAGAAAAGACGACUCCAAAAGCUCAACAUCUAGUUCUGAUCGCGAUCAGAAUCGAGACAAGAGUCGUGAUGAUCCCGAUGCUGCCACGCAGGAGCGAGAGAGAAGACGACGAGAGAGACGCGAAGAGCGUAGAGCACCCGAUCGCGCUGAAGAUAACUAUGAUGAGCGACGAGCCCACGUACUUUCAGAAAUAUCUGCAAUUACUCACGCACCCACAGACCCAUUCCUAUAUCAGGUUGCAGAUACACCUCCCCAUGAGGAGAGUUCUGGCCGACCCAAAGAAGAAUCUGUACCUUCUGUUGUUACCGUUGAACGUGAACCAGAUUUCACUCGAAAACGAAGCUCAUCUAUCAAGGAGCCAUCUUCCGUCGCCCGGUCCGAACCACGCAUUGAUGUUUCCGACAAAGAUGACAAGGAGAAACGAUACAGAGAUAGCGCCAGAGCUCUUCAUGAUGCCGAAAUGAUUUAUGAGGAAACUGAGCACUCCACGGCUCCUAUUGCAGCAGCAGCCAUUGCCGCCGCCGCCGCUGCUGUGGCAAGAGAAGGUCUUCGGGAAUCAAGAUCGGCGAAACGACGAGGCGAGAGACAAUCUGACCCCGAGAACUCAACCAAAGCCCCAGAGAAAUCACACGGGGACGUCAUGGAAGAAGCAGAUAGAGCUUAUCGUGAAAUUGUCAUGGCCAGGAAAGUUGCUGCAGAAGUUCGCCGUUCUCGAACCCCAUCGCCUGAGCGUUCUGUGAUCAACAAAUACGAAGAAGAGUCAGAGGAAGAAGCACCCCACAUUGUCACGCCACCUAGCAUGCAUGAACGCAAGAAAGGUCCGUACGAUGCACCGAAUGCCGACUUCAAGCUGGAUUAUAUCAUGACACCCAAAGAUUUGAGAGUCUACAGCAUCCCUGCCCUUCGAUACAAGGUUGAUCAAGCCGAUUUGAUGGGUCCAUUUAUGACCAAAGAUGCCGAUGCUAGAUUUUCCCGACCUCUGUUGAAUUUGAUUCGACCUACACCUACUUCAACACCAUCCCCCGAGAAGCAAUUUGCCACCGCCAAGAAUGGAAAUGGCAAGACUAUCAGCUCUAGUCGGCCAGACAAUCGCUCAAUGGAAAGAAGCCGUUCUGAACCUGAGCGUUCUUCGAAGACUAGUGAUAGAGAUGAAGUGCGUGAACAAACUUCUGCUCGAUCGCAAAUUGAGCCGACUCGGCCCAAAGAUAUAAAUCAGGGUCGCGAACAAGCCCCAUCAUACCGAUCGCAGGAUGAGCCUAGGAAAAGGACUCAGACUCGUGAACAGGCUCCAUCAUAUCGACCGCAAGAUGAGCCUAUGGAUAGAACUCAGACUCGUGAACAGGCUCCGUCAUAUCGAUCACAGGAUGAGCCUAGGGAAAGGGCUCAGACUCGUGAACAGGCUCCGUCAUAUCGACCACAAGAUAAGCCAACUCAGCCCAGAGAGAGAAUUCAGGAUCGGGAACAAACCUCAUCAUAUCGACCGCAAGAUGAGCCUAGGGAUAAAACUCAGGCCCGUGAGCAGACUCCAUUAUAUCGAUCAGAAGAGGAACCACGUGAUCAGGAUCGUCGAAAGCGCAGUACCAGAGAUAUUCCUCCUAUCGUUGUUGGUCCAAGAGGAGACCUCGUUCGCUCAUCUGAUGUUUCCGCUCCAUCCCCCACUCAAUCAACAGUCUCAAAAGCUGUUACCUGGGGUCCAAACGAGACAAAGCACUUCGAGGUUGAGAGUCCGACUGAACACAAGGAUGACUUCAUUUCCGAUUCAUUCCCAGAAGUUCCCGAAAAGCGAAGACAUUCCGAACCAAGGUCUGAGCCAAAUUCUGAACCAAUACCAGCAAGUGGAUGGGCUUCGAUGACAGCAGGUAUUCUUGGUGCAGGCGUUGGGGCAGCAGUAGCAGGCUCGGCUGAGUCUUCUAGGCAACCUGAGGUAAGUGAAAUCCCUAGAAGCUCGAAAUCAAAGGAUUUAGAGCGAGAUGAGAGGAAUUAUGGGUAUCGAGGUGUGGUCGUAGAGCCCGAGAGUCCUUACGGAGAAUCGAGACGUGAGAGUCCACCGAGAGAAACGAGAAGAGACAGCUUGCCUCAAGCAAUUAUUGAACCCGAAAAUCCUCGUAAAGAAUUAAGACGAGAGAGCCCGCCUCGAGACACGAGGAGAGAAAUUCUGCCCCAAGACACGAGAAGACACAGUCCACCUCAAGAUACCAGAAGAGAACGUCUACCGCAAAAUACGAGAAGAGACAGCCCACCUAGUAUUGGUCCAAAACCUGCCUCUUUACAAUCUUCACAUAUGCCUGGCUCUUUCGACGACGAUUUGGACUUCACUGCAACGGUGGCAGCUGGCUUGCAAGAUACUGGCUUCAAUCCUGAUCUUGUUAUCGAUAAUCUUGCGUUCCGAAAACGUGACUCCCCACCUGGAUCUAAUGAGUACAAAUACAAAACCCCAUGGGCAGAAUCUAUUACCGACCUUUCAAGCGUUCCGGGUGAAAGUUCUUCAAAUCGUGGUGUUGCUAUGGGUGAAGUGCCUGAACCUCCAAAGGAUUGGACGAGUACAUCGCCUGCCAACGAAGAAUCACCCAAGCUUACUAAGAAGGAACAGAGAAAGCGCGGCGACAAGGACUGGAGACGAAGUGGUGCCGGCGUAUCGUCGACGAUUGCUGAUGUUAUAGUUGAGGAGCCAGAAAGCUACUUUGAUUCUUCUACACAGAGCAGAGAGGAACAGGAAAGAGGUGACAAUGAGGUAGCAAGACCGCAAUCGCUUUUGCGAGAGGAGUCGUCAUUUGUUGAUAUUUCUCCAGCACACGAAUUAGUUGAAGAACCAGAGAGCUACGUUGAGGCUGAUGAAAUCCCCAAGAAGUUCAACAAGAAGUUAUCGAGAUCAUCGACAUACGAUGGUAAUGUUUUUGAUUCAUCUGUUUCAAUGCCGAAAAGAAACUCCGGCAAGCGCUCGUUAACUUACGAUGAUAAAGCUCCAUUGCGUGGAAGUCAUAGGACCUUUUCUUUGGAUGAUAUCAAAAAUGAUGAUGAAUCAAGAGCACCUGGAGAAUUCAAACGUGACAGUGGUCGAUUUGGUUCUCCCGAUCCUUCACAAAUCUCGUUACCUGAUUCUGAUAACAUUGAUGAAGAUCUCGAUCGGCCAAGAGAGCCGGAAAAACUAUCACGUCGGGACGAUGAUGAUCCACGAUUGGCUUCAUCUCGUUCAAUACUAUCUGGUGGCAGCUCAAAACUGGACGAGGAAGAUUCGCCGCGUAAAAAUCGAAAAGAUCGCAGCAGUACUAAGGAUGGCAAAGAUGGUAAAACUUUAGUAUCCUCGGAACCUAUCCGCGAUGAAAAUGAAGAUUCAAAGAAGAAGGCAAAGGGCACACCGAAAAAAGGUAGUGGCUUGUUUGGUUUCUUUGGAGGUGCAAAGACGGAUGCAACGAAAGGAGAUCUAGCGAAGGAAAUACGCGACGACACUGAUGAUGCCAAGAAGAAAAAGAAAAAACGAAGCUCAACGUCGGACGGAAUAUCUGGGGGUGCGCAAGAGUUUGGGAAAGAUGGAGAGAAGAAGAGGAGUAAAAGCUCGGAUUCGAAGAAGGAUUCUUUUUUAGAUAAUGCCGGCACCCUUGGCGCGGGUGUCGGCCUUGCUGCUGGUGCAAUUGCAAUUUCUGCUCAGCACCAACAGCAAACUGCCGCUAAUAAUAAUGAUAGCGAGGGGACUAGGGGGGAGAGUGGGGAGAGGGGAGAGAGGGGGGAGAGGGGGGAGCAGGACAGAGAGGAAGAGAUAUUCGAUCCAGAGAUUAUCGAACGACAAAUCAGACCCUCAAUUGACCCUCAAUAUGGAGAUCUUUUGCCUUUGCCGCCAAGUGGUUCAGUUUCACCUAAUUUUGAACCAAUUGAUGAUCUGCCAAAACUUCCAGAAAGUCGGCCCGCGACACCGGUAUCUGAGAAACGAUCUGUAGGUACGCCUAGAGAGAAGACUUCGCGAAAUCGUAAGAGUUUGCAGGAGACUCCGGUAAAAUCCCCAAGCCAAAGCGCCGUGCCAUUAAAAUUUGUCAUGGGAAAUAGGUCCAAUCCGGCAUCACCUAUUCUAACGAGAUCAACUGGUAAUACGCCAUUUCCGGCUUUCCAACCUUCCCCAAUUGCAGAAUCAGCCAUAAUUGCAAGAUCUAGAUCACGACCUAUGUCCUGGGAUAAUACCAAGGAAUUCAAACCCCUGUAUCUUUUAGAGACUAACAGACGUGGGUCGUUCGUACCAGAAGAGCUAAUUGAGCCGCUCCCACAUUUGCCGCCAUCCCGCACAAAUUCAGAGCUUGACGUAGCGGAUCUACCCGAAUUGGGUUCUUUGGAAAAAUUGGAUCUUCACCGCCUUUCACUGGAUCCACUUUCAACCAACCUCCCCUCCGAAGAUCUCGUCUCCGGAGAAUCAACACCGACUGCGAUUACCUUUAAGAGGGACUUAGCGCCAUCAGUGGAGUUUCUUCAGGAUUCUUUCCCCUCAGUAGAAGAAAAGACAAUUUUACCUUCUAAUGUCCACUCACAUGAACGAUCCUCAUCGGAUUCAAAAGCCCAAGCCAUUGGUUCCGCAGUAAUUGUAACUGCGGCUGGCCUUGCUAUUGCAUCUCAUGAUACGAGCGGAAACGAUAAUUUCAUGUACUCAUCUGAGUCACAUGACUUAAGCGCCGAACGAGAGAAAACUUUGCAAACCUUAAGUGCAACUUUAUACAAACAAGCUAUGAGUAUUGAGGAGGAGGUCGAAUCGACCGAAGACUUUCCUCUGUCCAAAUCCAAGAAAAAUAAGAAGGGUAAAGGUUUGAUGCUCGCAUCAGAUGAUAUCAAUGAUCAAACCGAGAAUACUCCGGAGCCCAUUCAAGAAUUUGAGCCACUCUCCACUCCAAUUGAGGCCGAGCAUGUCGAGCCGGGCAAAGCUACAUUUCGGGAACCGGAAUCAGAACUCCAAUCUGAAACCCCUGGCCAAGAGGAUACACAGGAACUAAAACCCGACGAUUUUUCAAGUGAACAACAUACCGUGACCGAACCGAGCAGAGAUCUUUUCGAGGAGGUAGCUAUACCUAUUGAGAUUGAACCAGUCGAAGAGUUCUCCGCUCCGAAAUCUAAGAAGAACAAGAGAAAGGUUAAAAACGCUCUGUUUUUCGAGCCAGAACUGGAGACGGAAACUGUAGACAACCUAGAGACUUUCAAACCUAUGGAUGGAUCCACUUCAGCUGACAAGUCAGUUGACCAACAGCAACAGCAAGUGCCGGAGUCUAGUCACGACAUUGUUGAGGAAUCUUUGCCUUCAGUCGAGAUUGACCCAGUUGAGGAAUUCUCUGUGCCAAAAUUUAAGAAGGAUAAGAAGAAAGAUAAGAAGCAGGCAACGACUGCCGGCUCUAAACCGCAUGAACUUACUCCUGAGCCAGUAGUUGAAACCACGACCGAAAGACCCAUACGAAAACCAUCAAUUGAAAAAUCGACAGAGCUUCCUCGCGGAUUUUCAGACCCAUCUUCUUCUUUGGUCAACCUAGAGGUCCAGCCUGUAAAUGAUUCUUCAAUCCUCGAAACACCUGGUGAUAUUACGCCUACCGCCUACGAAUUGACUAGCCCUAAAUCGAGGAAAGACACGAAAAAGUCCAAGAAAGCGAAAUCAAUCUUUCAUGAUCCAGAGCCGGAACAAGCUAUGAUCGAACCUAACUUCGAUGAGCCUGUAGUCUCUCAGUCUCAAGAAGUCACGAGAGAUAAUCCUUUGGAGUUCUCUCAAGCUUCAGUUAAAGAUGACAUUCAAAGACCUACGACUCCUGCCAAUGUCGAGCCGAUUGAGGAAUUUUCGACGCCGAAGUCCGGGAAAGAUAAGAAUAAUGACAAGCAACAGGCAAAGGAGGAACAAGAUAUGGAUACCGAACGUGAGUCAAUUGAUGCAGCAGCUCAAGAGCAGGUGCCCGAUAUACAAGAGAAAGAUUUUGUGCACAUUCCUAUUCUGGAAGAAACUCCGAAGCUGGAUGAUGUUCCUGAAAGCAUUACCUCCCCUUCCUCCAAAAAGAGCAAAACGAAGAGCAAAAAAGGUAAGGCUGCAGAUGUUGAGGAACCCGCGAAGCUACCAGUCGCUAGUCCUCUACCUAUACCAGAGACUGUAUCAGAAAAACCAACACCAAUGGUUGGGCCUGGUGGUUGGCCGGUAACUCCCGCCACGCCAUGGACUUCGGUCUCACGAGAUGCUUCCAAAUCGAAUGCUGAAAACUACUUCCCAGUUGUAGAAACUACAUCCCCAGAUAUUACCGCUGGAGCUGCCGUGCUUGGCGCGGAACAACUGAACAUCGACCAAAGUUCUCAGGACAAAAAUGUAUCGGAUAGCUUUGUUGCAGAAUAUGACAAUGAUCAAUUUGUCUUUGCGAAACAACCGCAGGAGGGAUUCACCGAUGGUGAUAAUCGAUCAAGAAAUGACAAGAAGAAGCGACAAAGUCAAACAAUAACCCCUGAGCGUUCUCGAUCAAGAUCGAAAUCAACCGAGAGAUCCAAUUUCGAACAUAACGAAAUUCCGAAUGAACCAUUGAAACCACAACAAGUGGCUGAGGAUAAUCCUAAGGGCCUUGUUGAGGGUGUUGCUAAACUUGAUGAGCUUCCCGCCGGCUAUGAAGAAGAUCAGCCAACUAUCGCUCGCCAAUUAGCUGUGGAAUUCGGAAACGAAUCCGGAACAGAUACGAAACAUCGAAGUGUCUCUCAAACACUACAAAAAGAACGAGGCCAAUUCUUCCACGCAACAGAGCAGAUUCCCGCAGACGAGCCUCAUAACGAAGAGAGGUCGAUUGUCACCGAGACUGGAGCUCAAAGUGGACUUGAUAUUAGUUACAAAGAUGAUCAGCCGGCACUUGCUAAACAAUUGAAGGAUGGAUUCGAAUCUGGUCCCAGUAAGGUCAAGAAAAGUGAUAAAGGAAAGGAGCGCGCCGGUCAAAACCAAGAUGAUGAACUUCCUUCUGAUAUCAGCCCCUCGGACAAUGUUGCCAAGAAUUUGAACGAGCAAGCAGAUGUACUUACCUCCCAGCUAGAGAUCAUCGAAGGUCCAACAAACAAAGCAGUAAUUGAGGAACCAAAGGAGCUGCCGCAAACUGAAGAUAAAUCCAAAGAUAAGUACAGGCAACAGCAGUCACUUGAUGAAAGUGCUCUUGGCAAUAACGUCAUCACUGAAUCGACUCCUUUGGAAGAGACAUUGAUCCUCACCCAGGCGCCAGAUACUGUUCAAGACUUACUUGUUGAUCCGAUUAUUACAGAGUCACCAAUGGUGGAAAAGAAACCCAUUGAUCCGGUUAUUACAGAGUCACAGAUGGUCGAAAGGGCACCCAUUGAUCCAACUAUCACAGAGCCAGAACCCGAGGUCUUGACACCAAGCAAGAAGUCUAAGAAGCAAAAGAAACGCGACAGUUUACCUGCAUCCAUACCUUCUGAAAAAUCCAAGACGCCUAAGGUUUUAGAGACAACAAAGCCUGUUGAUGUCCCUGAGCGAUUCGAAUCUGAAUAUUCAUAUCUUUUUGAGAAGGCUUACACCGCGGUUGAUCCUAAAGCCGAAUUGGGAACUCCUGAUAAAAAUCAAGACGGUUUGAUUGAACCAAUACCUCUGGAGGAGGAUUUUCUGUCUAGCAAUGUAGAUGAUGCGAACUCUGAGGAGGUCAAGUCUGAUGAAGCAAAAGCUUCUAAUAAUAAGCAAGAGAUUCCCGCCACACCUCUGGAGUCUCCUACUAUGGACCGUGAAAUCGAGUUCUCGACACCCCCUAAGAAGUCUAAGAAAGACAAAAAGAUGCGUGGCAAGCAAGUACAAGAUUCAAUUGAAGAGGAUGUUGCGUCCAAGGAUAUCACACCCGCAAGUGAAUCGUCAAAUAUCGAGACUCCAGUUGGAUUUCCAAGUUCUGCUCCUAUCGAACAAAUCAUCACUAUUCCCGCGAAAGAGUCAACUCCUAACGAUGCGCCAUCUACCCCAAUGACAGCAGGACUUUCUGGUCUUAUGGGUCCUCUGACAGGAAGAAAGAAGGGUGUUUUGGAAAUGGUUCAAGCUUUGGGAUGGGGUAAAAAGAAGGACAAGGCUGCUAUAGCUGCAGCUGAGAAAGACCUCCCUCCAAGACCAUCCACAGCACGCGCCGCGUCUGUAUCUUCUAUGCCAAAAGUAAUCGAGGCCGAACCUGUCGUGGCGCCAACACCCACCGAAAAACUUGAGGAAUGGGCUUUACCAAACAGAAACUCAACGGAAAAGUUGAAGGGUAAGGAUGUCGUGAGCGCAGAUCCUGAACCAGCACAAGAUAUAGUCGUCGAAGAACCUCUGCCAAUCGAGUCAAAGGAAGACACCACUGAACAAACUGUAGAACCACCAGUCACGAAACCGAUCGAGGAGGUACAAGACGACACAUCAUCUAAAAGACCAAAGGGCAAGAAACGCCACAGCUUACAAUCUUUCCUCUCCGGAGAAGCUUCCAAAGCAUUUAGAUUCAAAGACUCUGCAAACAAAGAACCAGAAACUCCGUCUCUGACGGCAGAACCAGCUUUCAACGAGCAAUCCCGCGAAAUUAUUUCUGAGCCAAAUCUCGAAACUCCGGUUGAAGAGAGAAAAGAACCUGACUCUGUACUCGAGGUCCCGACCAGAAAAUCGAAGAAAGACGAGAAGAAACGUCAAAGUCUGCAAUCUUUAGUAUCCGAGGAAAUGCCAAAGGAGGAGCUUGAUGUGUCAAGAGAUGCUUUUAUUGAGGAACCGAAGUCGCAAACUCCGGAAAACGGUAAGACAAUCGUUGAGAGUAGCAGCGAGCCUUUGGAAAUCCCACGUGAACUUGUGGAAGGUGUUCAAAGCCUUGAAGCACCAUUUGAGCAUGUUUCUGAGCCAAUUGUUGAGAGAUCGAUCGAGCCUGAGGAACUUCGUCGUGAGAUUGAUCAGGAAGAAGUUUCCGCGCCCCAAUUACAGCGUGAGCAUAUUUUGAUGCCAAUCGUCGAGAAAUCUAGCAAGCCGGAAGAAAUUUCUCGUGAGGUUGUCGAGGAGGAUGUCUCCGCACCACAGCGACAGCCACCACUUGAGCAAACGCCGAAGCCAAUUAUCGAGCAAGCUAGCGAGCCUUUGAAGAUUCUCCAUGAGAUUAUUCAGGAACAAGUUCUCACACCUGAGUAUAUCCCCGAGCCAAUCAUCGAGCGAUCAAGUGAGAUUACAGAAAUUCCACGUCAAACCAUUCAGGAGGCACCACUGGAGCAUAUUUCUGAACCAAUGAUUGAGCGAUUUGAUGAGUCUUCUGAAACACCUCGCGAGGUUAUCCAGGAGCAUGUUUCUGCGCCACAAGCACUGUUCGAACACGUUACCGAGUCACGUAACGAAGCUUCUUUGCCAAGCGAGCUUAAUCUCCGAGAAGCCACGAAGAGUAACGAGGAUGUUGAGCCAAGUAUGGUUGAUGAGUCAUCCAUGUCGAAGGAGACGAUACCGGAGGAUAUCAUGCCAUCUGUCGAAUAUGUCGAGCCAAGUGCAAUCCUUCAGGAGUCUUUCUUACCACAAGAGCCACUUCCCGAGAACAAUGUUGAAGUUAUCAAUACAAACACUGUUGAUGACCUUUCUUUACAAAGAGACGCUACCCCACAGGAGGACUCAAGAGAGAUUGAGAUUGUUGAGCCAAGUGAUAGUGUUGAAGGGUCUAUCUUACUACGAGAACCACUUCUUCAGGAAAGCAGUAAGGCUGUCGACCGGUCUUUGCCAACACAAGCUACCCCACAGGAAGAUUCAAGGGAUGCGGAAAGCUUUGAGCCAAGCCACACUGUUGAAGAGACUUUUGUACCCACAGCACCUGCAGAAAAAAUUCAGACAACCGAGCCAGUGUCAAGCGAAAUACCCAUUAUCGAGAAGCCGGAGACCCGAGACGAGACGAUUUUACCCGGUACUAAGAAGUCUAGGAAGAGCAAGAAAAACAAGAGCAAAGACAAAUCCGAAUCGGAGCCUCAGGCGUCAACUGAAGUCAUCCAGGAGCCUGAACAAACUCCUUUUGUCGAGGAACCAACCUUGGAGAAACGUUUUGAGACCGCACAAUCAACCAAUCGGGACAUUUUGGAGCAGCCUGCCGAACAAUUCACUGAGACGGUUGAGCCAACAAAUCACGAAGUCUUAGAGCCUGCAUCAGUGCCACUUCCAGAGGAUCUUGUUGACGAGUUCCUUGAACUUGACGAACCUGCAAAUGUCGACGUUAUAAUACCAUCUCUUGAGCAUGCUACAUCAAAUCCAAUUUCUGAAGAGACUAUCGUUAAUCCAGAGGUCGAGGAGCCCAAUAGUCGUGAGAACUCAGACUACUUGGAGCACGCUGCAUCGAUACCACUUCCCGAGGACACUUUCGAGAAACUUGCCGAGCAUAGCGAGCCCGAAAACAGUGGGGUUCUAGACCCACGUGUGCCAGCUUCAGAAAUCGUGGAGCAGACAAUUGAAAGCCCUUCUGCUGAUGUCGAGGUUCCUGCAAACCGAGAAAUUUCGGAGCCAGUCUCUCCAAACGUCGUGGAAAAGUCAGCCCAACAACCUGCGCCGAUUUCACCAAAAAGGUCCAGGAAAGACAAGAGGAAGAGUAAAUCUGCCAUAUCGAUGCCUUUAAUUGAGGACUCCUCUCUUUCUCUAAGCCCACUCCAUGAGACUGAAACAAGAGCUAUCGAACCCGUAUUGAAACAAGUGCCACAACUUCCAGACGUUCCAGUGACUGGACCUUUGAACGAAAUGAUCUUCAACGAACCACAAGCAAUCGAGGCCACUCCAGCAGAUUUCAAUCCAAAGACAGCACAAAAGGCUAUCGAAGCAGCGGAACUCAUCACAACCCCCAGCUUUCCAGAGACAACCGAGCCCAUUUUGCAAGACAACUUGCCUGAGCCACUCGAUGAAGUUCCGACCAAAAGGCCCAAGAAAGACAAGAAGAAGCGCAAGUCCCAGCUUCCAGUUCCAUUGGCAGAAGAUACCACUACUCAAGCUCCAUUGGAAUCCUCACCAACUCAACAGGCCGACGACAUACCGACUCAAGCAUCCCUUCAAGACCCCACAGAGUCAAUUCCAGUAGCCAAGCAAACAAUCACCGAAAGUAUCGUAAAUCCCACACUGAAAGAUGCUGAAGCCAAGCAAGCUAAUGCAAAAGCGACCUCCCAAAACCCUUCUGAAGAUCAACAGCCCAUCAAAUCCGUGUCCAAAGAUAUCACCGACUCACCAGAAACCAACUUUACAGAUGCUCCAAUCAAGGUAUCCAAAAACGGCAAAAAGAAGCGCAUAUCCCUCGUUACAAACCCAACAGAUGAGCCUCCCACGGAGAGCAUGUCAGAAAUAACCGAGACUUCCCAGUCAAUCGUUCAGCCUCCAGCAGAAGAAUUUCAUCAUGAUAUGGUACCUGAAGAGAUUAUCGAAGAGAUUGCGCCAGAACCAAUUACACUUCAAGAUCCUAUAUUUGAGCCAAAACCAGUGGAAGAAGAAAGCAGUACCCCUCAGAAGCCAGCAAUUGAGUCAAAAACAUCUGAACCACAAAUGAUUAUUCCUCAGGAACCAACUAUCGAGCCAGAAAUUGUAGAGGAAGCUUCUAUGCUGCAGGAAAUUAUUGCACCGCUUGAUUCUUCAAUCGAGUCAAGAACCACUAAUGAGGAUUCUUUUCUUUCACGGGAAACAGUUAUCAAGCCAGACACUGUGAAGGAGGAAGUUUUGAUACCGCAAAAUUCAAGAAUUGAGUCACGAAUCAAUGAGGAGCCAUUUCUUUCGAAGGAACCCAUCAUUGAGCCAGAAAUCACGAAGGAAGAAACUUUUAUCCCGGAUGAACCAAUAGUCGAGUCAACAACAUCUCAAACACAGCUGAACACCCCUCAGGAUCGAUUUGUCGAGCCAGAAAUGACAAAAGAAAGCUUUGUGCCGCAAGAAUCAACAAUCAGGUCAAGAAUCAAUGAGGAACGGCCAACUUUCCACCAAGAGCUACAAACCGCACCAAAAGUCUCCGAUCCCGGAGUUAGUCUUGCACAAGACUCGAUACAUGAACCAAUAAACAGCGAAGAACAACUGGUUAUCCGAAAACCAGUCCUGGAAGUCAAUAUUCCCGAGCCAGAACAAAUCGCCUUGCCAGAUUCCCCAAUUGAGCAGAAAUCAUUUAUCCUACAAGUGCCCUUUCGACAGGAGCCUGUGGUCGAGCCACAAUAUGUCGCUUUGCCAAAUUCGCCAAUUGAACAUAAAAAAUUCCAACCAGAAGUUCUUUCUCGACAGGAGCCUUUAUUUGAGCCGGAACAUAUCGCUUUGCCAGAAUCGCCAAUGGAGCAGAAAUCGUUUGAGCUAGGGGUGCCCUUUCUACAGGAGCCUGUGGUCGAGCCACAAUACAUCGCCUUGCCAGAGUCGCCAAUUGAACAUAAAGGAUUCCAACCGGAAGUACUUCUUAAGGAGCAUAAAUCAUUUGAGCUAGGUGUGCCUUUUCUACAGGAGCCUGUGGUUGAGCCGGUACCUAUCGACGCAUUACCAAAAUUACCAAUUGAGCAAAAUUAUUUUGAGUUAAAGAUGCCUUGUCUAAACAAGUCUGCAAUUGGGCCAGAGAAUAUUGAGGAAAUUCCUACUUUUCAAGAGCAUGCAACCCAUAUUCAAAGCCCAAACCUCGGAUUGGCUGUACCACGAGAAUUAUCCCUUGGUCAGAAGCUUGUUGGCCCAGAACAAAUUACUUUGCCAGAAUCACCAAUUGAGCAGGAAGUGUCUGUAUUAAAAGUCCCAUUUCAACAGGAACCUGUCUUUGAGUCACGUAAUUCCGAAGAACCGUUGGUUUCUCAAGAGCGCUCAACCGAUUCGAAACGCCCAGACUUAGAAUUGAUCGUUCCACACAGGUUCGCUGAGCCAGAACAAAUCGCCUUGCCGGAAUCACCGAUUGAAGACAAAGCAUUUGAGCCAGAAACCCCUUUCCGACAAGAGCCUAUAUUUGAGCCAAAAGAGCGCUCAACCGAUUCCAAGAACUCGGACCUAGAAUCGUUUGUUCCACGAGAAUUGCCCUCAGUACACAAGAUUGCCGAGCCAGAAGAAAUCGCCUUGUCGAAAUCACCGUUCGAACAGAAAGAAUUCCAACCAACAGUCCUCUUUCGACAGGAGCCUGUUGUCAAGUCAAACGAGCACUCGACCGAUUCCAAAAACUCGGACCUAGAAUCGAUUGUUCCACUAGAAUUACUCCUAGGACACAAAACAGCCGAGCCAGAAGAAAUCGCCUUGCCAGAAUCACCGAUUGAAGACAAAGCCUUCGAGCCAGAAAUCCCUUUUCGACAAGAGCCUAUAGCUGAGUCAAAGGAGCGCCCAAUCGACAAUACAUUACCUGACCCAGAACCAAGUGCAUCACAAAAAUUGCCACUUGAGCAGAAGGUUGCCGAGAGAGAAGCGGUCAUUCCACAGCACUCUACCGAGUCGACGAUUGCUGAAGAGUUGCCUGUUUUUCAUGAACGAGCUAUCGGUUCAAAAAUCUCUGAGCUAGAACCAACCAUUUCACGAGAAUUGCCAAUUGAGCAGAGUUUUAUCGAAGCUCAAGAGUUCAACGUCAAGGAGCCUGUCCUCGAGUCAAAAAACACGGAAGAAACAACGGCCCCACAGGAAUCAUCGCUGGAGUCAAAGAUACUGAAGCAAGAGACGACAAUUCCGCGCACCUUUUAUGAAGAAGCAAAUGACGACUUCGAACCCGUUUCUCACAAGAAAUCUAGAAAGGACAAGAAGAAAAGGAAAAAGAACCUAGACCUUUCGGAGACCUCCGAAGAGCCCAUAAAAUUUGCUUCCACUUCUCGAACGCCAGAACUUGAGAAUUCAGCGAUUGCGCCUGAGCCAACAUCACUUGAUCCCAUUAUUAUUGAACCUACGUCAAGCUCGCAACCAACCGUCUCCCAACAUUUUGAGCCAAUUGCAAGUGUCGAACCAAUCCUCUCACAUACUCUUGAGUCUACAUCAAUUACAGAGCCAAUCACCCACGAAAAAGCCACUAACCCUGCACUCAGGACGGAGCCCUUCACUUCAGAACUUGCGGAAUCCGUACAUAGCCAACCUCCAAUCGAAAGCCUCCCCAUUGAGACUGAGUCAGCACGAAGAAAUGAACAGGCUUGGCCUGCCGAGGAAUCUAAAGAGGACGAAAACAAGGGCGAGGGCGUCUUUAGGUCCAUAGAAGAGGCGUCUCAUGUUGCCCCUCAAGCCGAACAAUCGGAAAAGUCAUCAUUCGAAAUAAUGGAGUCUCAGUCAACGGAAGAUAAUGCAAAGGACCCUGUGCAAGAGGUUCUCGAAGAGACUCCUCAAGAUUCGUUUUCAGACGCUGUAGAAUAUUUCCCCACGGAAGAGAUUGCAACUGAACCAACUCCUGAGGUUUUACGAGAACUAAUCAUGACUUUGGAGCCCGGUUUACAAGAUAUUACUCAAAACUCUGCCGAGCAGUCUACCCCGGAGGUUAUCAAGUCCCUUCGAGAUGAAGAGUCUGCAACUAGCCCAAUCCCUGAGGCCGUACACCGCCAAAUCGAGAAUGUGAUCCCUGGCUCUGAAGAGAUUACACAGGAUGAGUUGAAGGCAAUGCCAGAAAUACCGCAAGUUAAUUUACAACGAGAGAUGUUGAUUGAGGAACGUACAAAAGAAGAGCACAGACCAGCAGAGGAUGAUGUCACUGAGGUCUCAACCAAGUACUUCAAGGAUACAAAAGAUCGUGAGUUUGGAUUUUCUUCACCGGUACAGUUUGUCCCCAAAAACACCCAAUUAGGAGUACCGGGUGUUGUGAAAUCAGUACCUGCACUCAAUGAAAUCAAGGCCAUGCCAACCGGAGAGAUGCCAAAGGAAGUUCAACAACAAACCGAGGACGAAUGGGGUUCGGUUUCUACUAAGAAAUCGAAAAAGGACAAGAAGAAACGUAAAUCUAUAUUGUCUACCCCAUUGAUUCCCGAGGUUCUCAAUGUUGCCACUGAGCUUCCUGAGGAUACUCUAUCAAACCCUGGAAAGCCUGAAGAGCUGCAUCCAACUAUUGACAACGACGUGCCUGAUACUCAUACAUCUUUCCAGAUUCCACAGGUUGAAACAAUCAUUCGCGGAGAUGAUCUUUUUAGUAUGCCAGACGACAAUAGAGGGAAGGAAAGGUCAAGCAGAGAAUUUGACCCAGAAUCACAAACCCCGAUCGCACCCAAUACCGUCGCGGUAUCCGAAACACAGGAUGUUAAGCCCGGCGAGCGUCUCUUUGCCCUUCCUAUUCCAAUGAGAAAUACCGUACAAACGUCUGAACCUAUCGUGGAACCAGAUACAAUUUUGCCCGCCCCCUUGUCCUCUUCACCCAAUUCCAUUAUCGAUGAGCCAGACAAACUAUCCAGUGAUUUAUCGCGAACGGGCUCAAAGCAAGAGAAGAGAAAACGUCAAAACACAGAGAACCUCGACACGCCCAGAGAUGACCAAAGGACCUUUUGGGCAGGUGAAGUUCCCGAGGCAGAAAUUAUUAGGCCUGUGCCAGUCAUCGAAGACAUCGGACGAGAUGAAUUUUAUUCUCAUAUUGCCAGCACAGUCGAGAAGCCCCAAACGAACGAAUUUUCUAGACCACCCGCCAAGAAAGGGAAGAAAGAUACGAAAAGAGAGUCGGCUCAUAUUGAACUUUUCCGACAACCAAUGGGAGAAGAUCUGUCACAAAAUGAGUCAAUGAAGGAGCGCAAGGAAAUGCCUUCUGUGGUAGCUGCGAAUGCUGCAAUCGUUAGUGCAGCAUUUGUGGCCAACAAAAGCAAGGAGCCAGGAGUUGAUCGUGUCAAGGAAGAGGAAAGCUCCCCAGUGGAGGGAUAUUUGGAGCAAGAAGAAAUAAGACAAAGCAUUGACAAUAGAGUGCUAGACAACGACGUAUUUGAUAAUUCAGUAAUAUGGGAAGAUAAAGAUCCGAAGGUGUUUGUGGAGACAAAGGAUGAGUUUGGAGAAAUCAAGAAUGAUGGAUAUGCUAGUGAUGGAUUUGAGGAGGAACAUACGAUUGUGCAAGAACCAGAGCAGAUGGCAAAUACUCAGGAACCGAUGAUAGAAAUGCCUGGCAAAUUUGCAGCAGCAGAACCUCGAGAGAUUAGAACCCCCACACCUCGCAGCCCCGUUGGUAUCGCAAAGUUUGUUCAGGAGCCAGAGCAAACGGGGAAAUCUCAGGAAUGGACUGCAGUUACUAAUACAUCUGCGAUAACGGAAGCUCGAGAGAUCCGAACCCCUAGAUCUCUCAGUCCCGUUCUCAACGAUGCAGAGUUUGUUCAAGAACCAGAGCAGAUGGAAACCACACAGGAGAAGGUCAUCGUCGAAACUCCUGCCGAGCCAGAGACGGCAAAACGUAAUAUUUUGCAUGAGCCAGAACAAAUGGAGACUGUCCAGGAAUCAAUAGUGCAAAUCCCUGUCGAGCCUAUGAUAGUGGAACGAAAAAUCGUCCAAGAACCAGAACAGAUGGAAAUCCCUCGAGAAUCAAUGGACCAAAUUCCUGCCAAGCCUUUGGUAAUGGAAGCCCGCGAAACUAGAACACCCACAACACCUCGCAAGAUUAUUUACGAUGACGACAGGCAUCUAGAGAGUGAAACUGUACCAGCUACUACGAGUAGCUCUCCAAGCCCGAGAAGGUCACCACCCGCAAGAGAACCACGAGGAGAUCUACCAGAGCCGUAUCUUUCUAGACCUUCAAGGAGAGAGAUGGAGAAGAAGAAGAAGCAGCAGGCUGAAGCUGACAAUACCCAAGAUCUUCUACCGACACCGAUUCAAGAAGCCUUACGAAACGUCAUCGCCAGUCCUCAAGCUAGAGAUAUCAGUCCUUCGCCAGUUUCAUCUCCGAAAGCCGAACGAGCUAAACGAGCUAGAUCCAGAUCUCGUCCCCCAUCUCGUCCUGGAACUCCUGGAUUAACAAUACUACAAGAGGAAUCAGAAGAAGAGCAUGCUCUCAAUGUAGACAAUAGAGACAGUGCGUUUGUCAGUGAUUCGCCAAAUCCUCAAGGAAACUUCACCGAAAAGCAUGAACACGUUCGUGACAGUGGGAUUCACCUAAGAGACAAUUCGCCUUCCAUGCGCGUUAGGGCUCCAGUGUCAUCGACCGAUGCAGCCAUUGAAAGCAUGGCAUGGCCUUCCGUGGAUGAAGAUGCCGGCACUGUUGACCUCAAGCAACCGCAACGAUUCAAGAUUGUGGAGCGACUAAAACGUCACGAUCAUGGAAUUGAUGAUCUGCCAUCUCAAAGACACAGAGAAGAAAAGCACACAGAUUUACAAAGGACAUCGGCAAUCCAUGGAGUGCACUCACCUCGCGAGGAAAAGCAUAGACUCGCUCGCAAAACAUCUUUAAGUCGUGGAGAACUAGCAGAAGCAAACCAUGUGGACUUCGUCCGAUCCCAACGGCUUAAGGCUUUUGAAACUAAAUCCAAAGAGAAAUUAUCUGAGCCUCAUCAAGCAGAACCAAUCAACAAAUUUGUGACCCCGGAGAGAGAACAUACAAGGCAUCGUGUCCACCGUUCCGAUUUACCAGACCUUCAGUACCGCAAACCAAAGGAGAAAAAAUAUGGAGAUCUUGAACCUGUCAAAACUCCAAAAACAGAACAGCGAAGUAUUUCUGAGAAUUCUCCAUCAUUAUUUGGAGGUGCAGCUCUCGCAGCGGCAGGCUUAGGAUUUGCAGAAGCCAGGAAAUCAAGUCAAGAAAAUCGACCUUCGAGUGCUCAAAGUCAUAAGAGACAAAAAUCAGCUUCAAAUAUCAGCGUUACUAGAUUACGAACGCCAGUUCCAUCAGAUGCGCCUCAACCGCCACAGUUCCCGGAUUGCGCUAAUACCAAUCGUUCGUUUACACCGCCACUCCGUCGUGUCGCCCGAAAAAUUAGUGGAGAUUUAAGAUCGCUUCGUCAGCAAAGUAACACUGAUCUCGCUAAGGAAAUUGUUCCAGCCUCUGUCGAUACCGCUACAUCCACAAUUUCAACUAAUACUGCCAAUCCGACUGCAAAUGAGGGUCGAGCCAGGGCGCAAGAAAUGGCCGACGUCUAUGAUGGUUACGGUGAAGGCCGUAUGGGCUCACCACGAUCCCCCACUCGACCUCAUAGUAUGCGACGACGACAGAGUAUGCAAGUCUUGGAGCUUGAAUCGAAACUUGAUCAAUUAGCUGCCGAAAAUCGCACACUCGCCGAAUCGAAAGCUCAUGCCGAACAUAUGCUGCGAUCGAGCCAAGGCGCACCUGCGGCCUUGGUAGAAAGGGAUGCACAAAUCGAUUUACUCAAACGAACACUAGCAUCAAUGCAAGAUGAGGUGAAGCGAUUGACGGAAGUAAACACGGGUCUUUCAAGCGCGGCUGUUACGCUAGGGCAACAAUAUAAUGCACGAUAUGGUACACUGGAAUCACAACAUGCACAGACUUCACGGGAACUUCAACAAGCCCUUGAAGCUCAUCACAACCUACAGAGUGAAGUGGAGGGCAUCAUACACAAUUCUAUACAAGAAAGAGACCAGGAAAUUGAAUCACUGCGAUCCCAAUUGGAUGCUGCUAAGGAACAAAUCCGGGCAAUGCAGAGGGAGAUUCUAGCAGCCAAAGCUAGUGACACUCAAUUCUUGAUCAUCCGGGAUGAAGAUUAUUUCGACAAUGCCUGUCAACAACUCUGCCAACAUGUGCAGCAAUGGGUACUUAGAUUUUCCAAGUUCUCCGACAUGAGAGCUUGUAGGCUCACGAGCGAAAUCAACAACGACAAGACCAUUGAUCGACUCGAUAAUGCAAUUUUAGAUGGGUCAGAUGUGGAUAGCUAUCUCGCAGAUAGAGUAAGGAGGAGAGACGUCUUCAUGUCAAUGACAAUGACAAUGGUGUGGGAAUUUAUAUUCACUCGCUACUUAUUUGGCAUGGACCGAGAGCAAAGACAAAAGCUCAAAUCUUUGGAGAAGGUAUUAUCUGAAGUUGGACCACCAUCAGCAGUUCAUCAAUGGCGUGCAACCACUUUGACCUUGUUAUCCAAACGAGAGUCAUUUGCAAGACAGAAAGACCAAGAUACUCUAGCUGUGGUGCAUGCUGUCUUGGAGACACUAACAGAGAUUUUACCUCCACCUAGUCACCUCGAAGGUCAAAUCGAGGAACAACUUAAGCGUGUCAUGAAGGCCGCUGUCGAUCUCUCAAUCGAAAUGCGCACCCAACGCGCAGAAUACAUGAUGCUUCCACCACUACAGCCCGAAUACGAUGCCAACGGCGAUCUCGCUAGUAAAGUGUCUUUCAACGCCGCACUCAUGAACGAACGUAGUGGGGAUACAAUCUCCAAUGAAGAACUCGAGGCACAAAAGGCUGUCGUGAGAGUUGUGCUUUUCCCACUUGUGGUGAAGAAGGGUGAUGAUUUAGGACAAGGCGAUGAGGAGAUCGUGGUAUGUCCUGCUCAGGUCUUGGUUGCCAAACCAAGGAUGGGAAAAGGGCCUGUGGGAAGGGUAUAUAGUCCUGCGAGUGGAAUGGAUAUGGAUAGGAGGAGUGAUAGGAGUAGAACUCCGGCUAGUAUGCAGAGCAGUAUGCCUGAUACUAAUGUUAUUUGA
This is a messenger RNA of Sclerotinia borealis F-4128, 21786 nucleotides long. Lineage: Eukaryota; Fungi; Ascomycota; Leotiomycetes; Helotiales; Sclerotiniaceae. The record is from the annotation of a GenBank genome assembly.